Molecule: messenger RNA, 590 nt
Organism: Populus euphratica (Euphrates poplar)
Lineage: Eukaryota; Viridiplantae; Streptophyta; Magnoliopsida; Malpighiales; Salicaceae
Product: photosystem I reaction center subunit psaK, chloroplastic
Exons: 3
Coding region: 68-460 (130 amino acids)
Biological process (GO): photosynthesis
Cellular component (GO): photosystem I; membrane
Source: RefSeq, a predicted model, not a curated record
AGAAUUAUAAAAUAAGGGAAGAGAGUGGUUUUCCUGGGUCAAUUUUUUUCAUUCAAAGAAGCAAAAAAUGGCAGCCACUACCAUUACGACUGCUACUGCUCUCCCACAAUUCAGUGGCCUGAGACCCUCAGCUGCCCCUGUAAAAUCCCUGGCAGCUGUUCAGCCUACAAGGCGAAAGGGAAAUGGAGCCCUGGGUGCUCGUAUGGAUUUCAUCGGUUCACCCACAAAUCUGAUAAUGGUGACUAGCACAAGCCUCAUGCUAUUUGCUGGGAGAUUUGGGUUAGCCCCAUCGGCAAACAGGAAGGCAACUGCAGGAUUGAAGCUUGAAGUGAGGGACUCGGGCUUACAAACUGGCGAUCCAGCUGGUUUCACUCUUGCUGAUACCUUGGCAUGUGGGACUGUUGGUCACAUAAUUGGCGUUGGAGUUGUUCUUGGUCUUAAGAACAUUGGUGCAUUGUAAAGAUCUUUAUAAGCAUCUUGAUUGAAGUACUUUGCUUUUAAUUCUGUCUGUGCCGUUUUCCUCCAUGUAAAUGCUUCUUUGUCUGAUAUUUUGAGGAACAGCUUGUCGUCAACUAUCAAAUUUUGUUCAA